This is a messenger RNA of Amyelois transitella, 1554 nucleotides long. RefSeq names its product periodic tryptophan protein 1 homolog (gene nclb). NCBI's taxonomy places the organism in Eukaryota, Metazoa, Arthropoda, Insecta, Lepidoptera, Pyralidae. Gene Ontology annotation, cellular component: nucleus. Gene Ontology annotation, molecular function: protein binding. The transcript is spliced from 13 exons. The record is from RefSeq and is a predicted model, not a curated record. Gene Ontology annotation, biological process: rRNA processing. The coding region runs from base 101 to 1504 and encodes 467 amino acids.
UGUUUAUGUUGUUGAGGAAUGGUUGUGGACGAGCGCAUGUCACAUGUUGAUUUGAUAAUAAUUUUUAAUUACUUAAAUUACAUGAAAAAAUAGUGAUAUAAUGGAGGAAAAUACACCCACAGUCAGUUUAGUAUCAUGCAUGCACUUUGUUCGUCGUGGUAUAGCGAAGGCGGUACCAGAAAAGAUUGAGUUGACUGAAAAAGAGUUGGCAGAUAUAAUUAAGCAAACUGCUAAUGAUUUAAGAAUAACAGAGAGAGGUGAAGAUGUAAGUGAUGAUGAAGAUGACAAUGAGAACGUUGGCAACACAGAGCAAGCAGAGCCAGCCGACCCUAAUGACAGAUUUAAUUUUGCUAACUAUGACAAUGAAGAUGACUCAAAUCCAGUGGGAAUCGGAACUGUUGCCACUCUGCCUAAUUUGGGAGACCUCAGUGAGAAUGUUCAAAUAAGGACUGAAGGCCCAGACAGUGAUGAAGAGGAUGACAUAAUCAAACCGGACGAUAAUCUCUUGCUGGUGGGACAUGUUGAGAGUGACGCCAGUAUACUAGAAGUUUAUAUAUUCAACAAAGAAGAGGGCUCGUUCUACGUGCACCACGACAUCAUCUUGCCGUGGUUCCCGCUGUGCAUUGAGUGGCUCAGCCAUGACCCCUCAGACCCUGGCCCAGGUAACCUGUGCGCCCUUGGCGGUAUGGAUCCAGUGAUCCAAGUUUGGGACCUGGAUAUAGAGAACUGUCUAGAACCAGCGUUCAAACUCGGCCGGAAACCCAACAAGAAAAAGAAGACUAAGAGGAUUGGCCAUAAAGAUGCCGUGCUUGAUCUAUCUUGGAAUAAGAACUUUACACAUGUUCUGGCUAGCGGCUCCGCGGACAACACAGUGUUAUUGUGGGACCUCGAUCAGGGCACGCCGCACACAAAACUAGAUUAUUAUGAAGAUAAGGUGCAGACGGUGAGCUUCCACCCGCUGGAGGCGCAGACGCUGGUGGCGGGCGGCUGCGACGGGCGCGCGCGCGUGGCCGACUGCCGCAGCCGCGCCGCGCCGCGCGUCUGGGCGCUGCCCGGCGAGGUGGAGCGCGCCGUGUGGGACAGGCAGAACCCGUUCUGCUUCGCUAUGAGUAACAACCAGGGCAAGGUGGCGUACGUGGACUGCAGGCAGGACGAGCCGCUGUGGACGAUACAGGCUCACGAGAAAGAAGUCACGGGUCUGAUUCUCAGUGAUUCGGUUCCUGGACUUAUGGUGACGGUGAGCACUGAUGGCAAGAUGAAGACCUGGGACACCACGAGCUCGCCCCCAGUACAAGUGAGCGAGAGGACGGGUCGCGUGGGAGCGGCGCUGUGCGCGGCGGUGUGUCCCGAAGCUCCGUUUUCUUUCGCGGUGGGCGGCGAUAACAAAGAGUGCUUCAUUGAGGUCGUCGACCUCACUAACAGCGAUGAAGUUUCAAACCGCUUCGGCAGUCGUCCAUUGGUGGCUGUGACCACGGAGCCAAACGACGCCGCUAUGGAGACAUAGAUAUAUAUAUACGUAUAUUAUGUUAUUGUUAAAUAAAUUAUGUACAUAAU